Molecule: messenger RNA, 2382 nt
Organism: Gymnogyps californianus (California condor)
Lineage: Eukaryota; Metazoa; Chordata; Aves; Accipitriformes; Cathartidae
Gene: IL23R
Product: interleukin 23 receptor
Exons: 15
Coding region: 1-2382 (793 amino acids)
Biological process (GO): cytokine-mediated signaling pathway
Cellular component (GO): membrane; external side of plasma membrane
Molecular function (GO): cytokine receptor activity; protein binding
Source: RefSeq, a predicted model, not a curated record
AUGGCGGGGUCCGGCGAGGCUUUGGUGCUCCAUGUCCUGCUCUGCUGCCUGUGCAGAGGUGUUGCAAACAUCACGUGCUCGGGGCACGUCUGGAUCGAGCCCGCGCCGGUGGUGCGGAUGGGUUCCAACAUCUCCAUCAACUGCCUCUCCACCCUCGGCUGCCCCUGGGCCAAGUUCUCCAUCCUCCUCAACUACAGCCUCGCUGAGGCUCCCCUGCACCCCCUCAACAGCAGCACCGUCCAGCUCCAGCUGCGCGAUUUUCGGAUACCCUUCCGCACCGUCACUUGCUUCGCCCGCUGCCCCGACAGCGAAAGCGACCGGCUGGUGUGCGGCACCCAAGUCCUGGCCGGCUACCCUCCGGACCCCCCCAGCAACCUGACCUGCACCAUCCACGAGCACUCAGGGCGCCUGGCGUGCACGUGGGACUCGGGGCGGUCGACCCACCUGUACACCCGCUACACCCUCCACCUGCGCAGGAGCGCGGAUGCUGAGGAGGAGGAGGAGGAAGACGUCUUCCCCGCGGGCUCGCCGGUGCCGCUGAGCGCGCUGCGCGGCAGGAGCCACUACUCGGCGUGGGUGCAGGCCAGCAACUCGCUGGGCGCUGCCUGCUCAGCCCCUCAGCGCCUCAACCUGCAGGAGCUUGUGGUGCCCGCUCUACCCCUGGUCGCCGGCGCCGAGACGACGGAGACAUCGCCUCCCACCACCACCAUCCACUGGAGGAGGCGGACGCUGCUGGAGAACGUGUGCUGUGAGGAGCGACACAAAGCCACGGAUGCCCCGGCGUGGCAUGUGGAGGCAUGGGAUGGUGCGGCGCAGCCCGGGCCCCGCUCGCGGCACGACCUGCAGAGUAAUACCCAGUACGUGUUUCAGGUGAGGUGCCGGCUCAGCUCUGCUGCCAGCCCCUGGAGCACCUGGAGCCCCCCCUUUCUCUACAGCACCCCCGAAGCAGCCCCCGCCGCGGCGCCCGACGUCUGGCGGCGCCUGGGCCCGGCGUUCCCGAACGGCAGCCGCGAGGUGACGGUCUUGAUCAAGCCCCUGCCACCCCGGGAUGCCCGCGGGAGGAUCCUGGGCUAUGCCGUGGCCACCGAGAGCUCCGAGGGAGCGCUGGUCCUUUGCAACACCUCCAGCACGGCGUGCAGCAUCCUGGUGCCCCCGGGAACCCGCGCCCUCCACGUCACUGCUUACAACUCCAGGGGGGCUUCCAGCCCUGCCAACAUCACCCUCGGCCGGGACACCGGUGAAUUCCCGGCGCCGGCGGCUGUGGAGGUCAAGCCGGAGAACCGGAGCAGGGUCUCGGUGGCCUGGCAGCCCCCCCGCCGUAGCGGCGGGUCCCCGCUCUGGUUCAUAGUGGAGUGGGUUUCCACCGCCCGGUAUAGCCAAGAGGAACAGUAUUUUUGGAAGAAAGUCCCGUACCAGGAAACACGCACGUACAUCAGAGAAGAGGCCGUAACAGGAGGUCGCAUCAACGUGUCGGUAUACGCAGUUUACCCCGAUGGAGUCAGCAAACCAAGCUCCGGCCAAGUCCCUUCAGAGGACCAGCUCCUGAGCAGCACCUACAGCGAGAUCUCCCAUGAUGAUGACAUCGGAGUUUUCCUGGGACUGGGCGUCAGCAUGGUCAUAUUAUCCGUUGUUUUUGUAAUUCUGAUGUUUAAAAAAUCAGCCAGAAAAAGAAUUAACGCCACCGUUGUGUCGGUCUUGCCAAAAUGGCUGUUUGAAGACUUUCCCCACAUGGAAAACAGCAACGUGGUCAAGUCACUCCAGGAAAAGAGUGAUUUCACGAGUAACACUUUCCGUGAGCCGUUCUUGGACACCAGUGACCCCACAGUUAUGGAAAUCGAGGAGGUGCCGGUGCACGAGGAGUACAAGCACGUGGCCACCAGAAAGAAGCCCAGCAGAGAGGUCCCCAAGGACGGGGAGCGCCUGGGGAGCACGGUGCCCGCCAGCAUCACGACCCCCAAGCAGAUCAGUGACUACAAACCUCAGGUGUCCGAUGGGAACCCACUGGGCUACGUAGCUGCCAAUAUUUACCAAACUCAGCCCCCCGUGCCCCUCCCAGAACCGGAGAUGAACGUCUUCUUCAGAGACUACACGAGCCCCGUUCCCCACUUGUGGGAUGGGGAGGGAGGGGGGCACCCCGUCUGUCUGCUGGAGAAGAUCAACCUCAUCUUAAACAACAGCCGGAGCGGGCAAAGCCACGCGUUCGGCUCAGCCCAGGGGGGACACGGUUCCCUCCUGGAGAACCAGUGGGGACCAGUGCUGGCCAGCGAUGUUCAAGAGCAAACGCUGGUCCCCGAUGAGCUGGUCUCCUGCCUGAAAGCCAUGAAUGGGGAGUCGGUGGAGAUAAAGACCUGCUUUCCGCAAAGCGUCGGCAGAUUAUUUUGA